Molecule: messenger RNA, 1263 nt
Organism: Dovyalis caffra
Lineage: Eukaryota; Viridiplantae; Streptophyta; Magnoliopsida; Malpighiales; Salicaceae
Source: the annotation of a GenBank genome assembly
AUGGAUCUCCUGAAGCAAGAACUCCUCAAGAAACGCCAAACCCUAGCCCAAGAUACCGGCGGAAAGAAAUUCUUCAAGCGAUCUGAAAUCAAACAAAAGGAAAUCCAAAAACUCCGCGAACAAGAAAAACGCGAACUCGAAGCCAAAUCCCAACGCCAAUCCUCCUCAUCCUCCAUCACCUCUUCCAACUCCACCACUACGCCUAACUCCACCACCGCAGCCUCCACCACCACCACCACAACCAACAAUUCUGCUUCUACCGCCACCACAUCCAAAUCCCUAACCCACGAACAAAACAUUGACAGCCUCGCACUCCCCAAACAAGAAGUAAUUCGCCGCCUCAGAUUCCUCAAACAACCAAUUACUCUUUUUGGUGAAGACGACGAUGCUCGCCUUGACCGGUUAAAGUAUGUUCUAAAAGCUGGACUUUUUGAGGUUGAUAGUGAUAUGACCGAGGGGCAGACCAAUGAUUUCUUGCGCGAUAUUGUGGAGUUGAGGAAGAGGCAGAAGAGUGGGAUUAUGAGUGGGAGGAAGAGGAAGGAUAGAGAGGAUGGAGGAGGCGGAGAGGAUGGAGAGGGAGGGGAAGUGGAUGGAGAGCUUGGUGGUGAGGGUGCCGCUGGUGGGGGUGAUAAUGAUUUGGAUGUGAAGCGAAUGAAGGCUAAUUUUGAGGAAUUGUGUGAAGAGGAUAAGAUUUUGGUGUUUUUUAAGAGGUUGUUGAAUGAGUGGAAUCAGGAAUUGGAUGAUAAGCCUGAUGCAGAGAAAAGGACGGCAAAAGGGAAGUCAAUGGUGGCAACUUUCAAGCAGUGUGCUAGGUAUCUGAAUCCGUUGUUCGGUUUUUGUAGGAAGAAGGUUCUUCCAAGUGACAUACGCCAAGGAUUGCUACUGAUGGUCGAGUGCUGCAUGAAGCGAGACUACUUAGCUGCAAUGGAUCAUUAUAUUAAACUGGCAAUUGGAAAUGCACCCUGGCCAAUCGGUGUUACUAUGGUUGGUAUCCACGAACGUUCAGCUCGCGAGAAGAUUUACACCAACAGUGUCGCCCACAUUAUGAAUGAUGAAACCACUCGCAAAUACUUGCAGUCAGUCAAGAGAUUAAUGACCUUUUGCCAACGACGGUACCCAACCAUGCCCUCUAAAGCCGUGGAGUUUAACAGCCUGGCAAAUGGCAGUGAUUUACAGUCUUUGUUGGCAGAAGAGACGAUUUUCGAUGGUAAUCAGUCUUCAGAAGGAAGACUUCGGCUGAUGCCUGCUCCGGAUGAGAAUUAG